This is a messenger RNA of Octodon degus (degu), 3102 nucleotides long. RefSeq lists its product as uncharacterized. Gene Ontology annotation, cellular component: perinuclear region of cytoplasm. Lineage: Eukaryota; Metazoa; Chordata; Mammalia; Rodentia; Octodontidae. The record is from RefSeq and is a predicted model, not a curated record. The transcript has 21 exons. The coding region runs from base 1 to 3102 and encodes 1033 amino acids.
AUGGGUAUAAUUCCUGGAGUAAUCAGAGCUGAGGUGGACAGAGAAGGAAAGGAAAAGGGAAGGCCAAGGUGGUCGAGAACAGAAGCCAAUGUACCUGUUCCUGUUUGCCAUCCCUACGCUCCUCCGAGCGAUUCAGGCAUGAUUAGCUUCCUGGAGUUGGACCAGAUUGACAUUUCCCUCCAGAAGUUUCAGCAGAAGGCUCUGAAGCAGACUGAGCAGAAGAAAUCCAAGUCGGCUGAAUUUCUGAUGGUUGAAGAAGAUAGAGACGCUACAGAAGGCUUUGGAAAUCCAGCUUUCAACAUGAGCAACCCAGAACUCUUGGCACAUCAGGCUUCAGAAGAGAAAAUUAUUAGACAUGACACACCGGAUCGCAACCUUGCAGCUCACCAACAAAACUCCAGGCUGCCAGUCUCUGCAGAGCUGAAAGGAAAUGAAUACAGCAGAAAUUACUUUGACCCACCGAUGGAUGAGGAAAUAAACCCAAGGCAGUGUGGGAUGGAGGUCAGCAGCCAGGGUGAUGAUAAAAUGUUCUGUAAUCAAUUACUGAAGCUGGUUAAUGGGAGUAGACAAGAAGAAUUUCAAGGUGGCAAGAGCACGGAGGAGACUUUGGGUUCUGGAUCACUCACAAGUUCCCGCAAGAAUUGUGAGAUCAGCAAAGAGGUUGACGAAGCCACCUCUGUGUCCAUCAAGGAGUCUCAAAAACAGGGCCAGAGAGACGUGAUUCUACUUGGAAGUUCUCCCUUUGGACAGGACUUGAACUUUGAGAGAGAAAAACUUAACCAGUACAUUCCUAUGUCAUACUUAAAGAUGGACAAAACACCCAAGAGCAGAACUCCAAGUCAGCCAUUCGCAGCAGACUUCCAUGUCUGUGAAAAACACAGCGUCGCCAACCUUGGUUCCCUCGCGGAAGUAACUCACAGUUGCCAGGGAGCGGCAGGCUCUCGCUGGAAGUUCCAGUGCAAUUCAAGAAUUCUACCUUUCAUGCAGGUGGAGGAGUCUCUGUUGCCUCAGCUGUUUCAAAUACAGAUCAAAUGCAUCAGAGGCCUCAAGGACAAAGCUCCUCAAGGCUCUUAUGUCCUAGAGCUGUCCCUGCUGAGCCGACUGGCGGGCUGUGCCUUGCAGAGGCAGCAAACAGAGCAGCUGAGGACCAGGACACAUGCUGUUAGGCAUGAUGGCAACUUCUUCAACACAGGGCUGUAUUUCCAUGAAAGCCUUUGCAUGGAACUCCCUCAAAGGAAAGAUGUAAAACCUGGCCUAGCGCUCCUCUUUGAACUGUUUCUCGUUCCUGGGACAUCUGGUGGCAUCCAUCAGGCUGUGGGCUGGGCAGUGUUUCCUUUGUGUGAUGGCACUUUCGGCAUUGUGGAGGGAAAAUUCAAGUCUCCCCUGCUCCGAGGACAUUAUGAACAGAAACUCAACAGUUUCAGGAAAAUUGAAGAUUUGAUUUGCUUGGACUUGGACCAUUGGCUGUGCAAUCUCUAUUUUCAGGUAAUCAAGCUUCCUUUGCAUUUGGGUGAUCGAAAAUUUUACGAAAGUCAUACCUGGCCUUCCCCUGAGUGCUCUGUGUGUUCAGCGGGGGAAGCAGAGAAAGCAAAAUUAGGCACCGACGGUCCAUCUGCACUCUCAGGGAAAGAAACCCAGAGAAGCAUCGGAAAGACAGCGGCGCGCACAGCUGAACCCACCUUAUGUUCUUCUCAGGGGAGCAUUUCUAAUAAAACUGAUCCCUGCCCUACAGACCAUGAUCUAAGUCUCUUUAAAGAAGACCAGGAAUUAAACUUGAAGGGAGACAACGUGACUAACAAUUCUGUGAAGGAAAAAUCAACUUCUUUAAGACCUGGAGAACUUGAAGAUUAUUUUCAAGAUAUGUCUUACUUGGAAGAACUGGAGAAACACCAAUUUUCAAUCUGUUGUCCAAGUGGCCUUUCAAUGGCGGGUCACGGUGGACCUGGAGCGCUCCGCAAGCAUCUCCACUUUGUGAGGGCGUCGGUGUCUUCAGAGAUGCAGCUGGCACAGUGGCAGAGCCAGGGCUUCUGUUGCUCCGCCCUGCUGGGGACUUCCCUCUGCUUCCUGAGGCUCUGCCUGCACUACUUUGCCCAGUGGCUUUUCCUCCAGGCCAUCUCAACUCCAGUGACAAAAUUCCAUGUUCGCCCCUACACGGUUGAGCUUUGCUACCCAACGUCUUCGCUUAGUGUCGCAGAAGAGCUGGCUGUGGUCGCGGUGGGCCCUUUAAUGCUGAACACGGUCAUAUUUCUUUUGGUUCUGAUCAGAUGGGGCUGUCAGCUGCUGUUUGCCUCCUGCCCUGAGAUCUUGUCAAAGUUAAUCAUUGCCAUGGGACUAUGGACAGUUCUAGACCCAUUGGCGGUAUUUAUAGUGGAUACUUUCCUGGGGCGACUUAUGCAGAAGGGGGAGGCUCCCAUAGCUGAUGCAGCGAAGCUCUACUGGAUGUUUGUAAGAACACACCAAUCAGGACUACUUGGUGUGAUGAUCACUGUGCUGCUUUACAUCAUCCUGUUCAUCAUUUCUUCCUUGAUUUUGUAUAUAUAUUGUCUCAGGUUGGACUGCGACUCUUGGCUGCUGGAUGCUUUUCAGCGCAUCCAUAGCGAAGAAGCCAAGUUCUUCCUACCGUACGAUUUGGAGAUUUCAAACCAGGAACUAAGUUACAUAGUGAAAAGAUCAGAGCAGUGGAGAGGAAUCCAUGGGGAAAGAAGGAAGGUGGCAGUGUAUGAUUACAUCAGGAAAAGCCACGGCACGAAGUCCAGUGUCUCUAGCUGUGACCUCCCACGUCAAAAUGAAAUCUCUGGGUCUGCCUUUGGUCCAGGAGCCACUACUUCUCACGUGUCUAUAUAUACCGUUUAUCCCAGUGGGUUUCAAGAACUCUACCGCCAUUUUCUGAGACUUCCUAGUGGCGCCAUUGUGGAGGUAUUUGGUGAUGUCAGUGCCUUACGGUUGGUUCCCAGGGAAGUGACCACAGCUAUCGAAGAGCACAUACAUGAAAUGGACACUGUACUCAGAGAUUCCUAUGCCUCAAACCCAAGAGACAAGAGAAGAAUCCAUUACAGUAAAAAGGUACUUUUUCUGCUGGUUAGGCAUCCAACUCUGCUGUAG